UGAUCUCGCGAUAGCAUCCGACUGAUAUGCAAUGUUGCCUGGUCAGGUAACACGACACGUCACGAUUGAUGCAGCUGCUCUCUCCUUGCGAUUGCGCUCGGAUGUCCUCCCCAUACAUUGCGCCCUGUGCUACUACAAAUAGCUGCUGUCUUCUCGACAUGUCAGUGCAUCAAAGAACUAAGACUUCAUCAUGCGGACACUUUCAUUCACGCCCAGGGUGCGGGCAUCUAUUCUCCAGACCAGCCGGAGAGGUCAGCUGCAUCGAUCCCUGAGCCUCUGGCAUCCUCCCAGAUUCGAGAAUGAGAAGCCUCUGGAUUAUGCAAAGGGCUCGCCCGAACGGGCCGAGUUGACCCAAACCCUACAGAAGUUGAAGAGUCAAAUGCCCUUCAAAAUCCCCAUCACAAUCAACGGGUCUACAGUACAAACGUCCCAAUCCCAGAUCCAAAAGAACCCAUCCCGACAUCGGGACGUCGUCGCCGAGUAUGCAUCCGCAACGUCCGAUCAGGUCAACACUGCCGUUGACGCAGCCCUCAAAGCCAAACCAGCCUGGGAGGCCAUGCCCUUCGAAGACCGCGCCGCCAUCUUCAUGCGCGCAUCCGAGCUCAUCGCCGGUAAAUACCGCUCCGACAUUGUCGCCGCCACGAUGAUCGGACAGGGCAAGAACAUCUGGCAAGCCGAGAUUGACGCCGCCGCCGAGACGGUCGAUUUCUUCCGCUACUACAUCCAGGAGUGCUGGGCACUCUACGCACAACAGCCCAAGGUCCAUCUGCCAGGCACAUGGAACAAGCUCGAGUAUUGGCCCCUGGAGGGCUUCGUCUACGCCAUUGCCCCAUUCAACUUUACCGCGCUGGGCGCCACCCUCAUCGGGCCAGCUGCACUACUGGGGAAUGUCGUGAUUUGGAAACCCUCCGACUCGGCCCUCCACGCCAGCUGGCUGCUGCAUCAGAUCCUACUCGAAGCCGGCCUCCCCAAGGACGUCAUCCAAUUCCUCCCGGGCGACGCUGAAGAAGUCACCAACACGAUCCUGCAGCGACCCGAGUUUGGCGCUCUCACAUUUAUCGGAUCGACUCAGGUCUUCAAAGGUCUGCAAAAGAAAAUCGGCAAUGGCAUCGGCGAGGGCAUUUACAACUCCUACCCGCGGGUCAUCGGCGAGACGGGCGGCAAGAACUGGGGACUGGUGCACCCCUCUGCGGACAUCACCAACGCGGCUCUCAACACCAUCCGCGGCGCCUUUGAGUACCAGGGCCAGAAAUGCUCUGCGAACUCUCGUCUCUACGUCGCCGAGUCUGUCUGGCCGGAAUUCCAGAAAACCCUCCAGGAGCACCUGGCCCGCCUCACCGUCGGGCCCGUGGACGAAUACGCCCACUUCAUCAACCCAGUGAUUCAUGAACGCGCCUACGACCGUCUCGCGCAAGUCAUCCACGCGGCCCGCAGCGAUCCGGAGCUGGAACUCAUCGCCGGCGGCCAUGCCGACAAGACGGAGGGCUACUACGUCCAUCCGACGGUAUACCGCACGACAAACCCACGACAUGAGAUCAUGUCACGCGAGCUAUUCGGUCCGAUUCUAGGGGUGUAUGUCUACCCAAACCACGAGUGGGAGGAGACCCUGGCACUGGUGGAUGGAACAUCCCGGUAUGCCUUGACGGGGAGUAUCUAUGCGAUGGACCCAUAUGCGACACGACAGGCGCAGACAGCGCUACGACAUGCAGCAGGCAUGCUGUAUAUCAAUACGAAGUGUACGGGGUCGACGGUGGCGCAGCAGCCAUUCGGGGGAAGUCGGGAUUCAGGCACGAAUGAUAAGACGGGGACGAUGGCGCAUCUGCAGCGGUUUGUGAGUGUGCGGACGAUCAAGACGGAGUUUGGGAGGUUGGAGGGGGUGGAGUAUCCAUCGAACGAGGUUUAGCAGAGCAGCUGCGUAGCUACAGUGCAGUAUAGCUGUAGCUGUAGCACUUAUCAUAUAUAACGUCAAUCUUCCAAGUUGGACCAAAAGAGACACUACUAUCUCCCGGCUGAAGGGACUGAGUGGAAUGAUAGAUAGACCCGAUAUGUAGAACCUUGACAAACAGGCAAACAAGCAAACCAAAUAGAACAAACACCAUCACCACCACUUAAGCCAACCAGACCCUUUCCCACCCUCAGCACCACCCUGACUCUC
This is a messenger RNA of Aspergillus sclerotioniger CBS 115572, 2155 nucleotides long. RefSeq names its product L-glutamate gamma-semialdehyde dehydrogenase. Bases 191 to 1903 code for a protein of 570 amino acids. Gene Ontology annotation, cellular component: mitochondrial matrix. The record is from RefSeq and is a predicted model, not a curated record. Gene Ontology annotation, molecular function: L-glutamate gamma-semialdehyde dehydrogenase (NAD+) activity. The transcript is spliced from 3 exons. NCBI's taxonomy places the organism in Eukaryota, Fungi, Ascomycota, Eurotiomycetes, Eurotiales, Aspergillaceae.